AUGAGUACUCCUGCAAAUCUAUACCCUGGGUUAAAUGAUAUCGCCGACGUAUUAGAAGAAUAUCCAAUAGAAACAUCCCGUUAUUUAACUUUAUUACAUGAAAUAGAUGCGAAAUGUAUAUACUCAAGACCAGAUUUAAACAAUAAGAUUGAUUCCUUCUUGAAGGACUCUUUUGACAAAAGUGCCUUACCAGUAGAAGAAUUUAAAUCGAAAAAACUUGGGUCGUUGACUCAAAUUAACAAUUUAUUUGAAGAGUUGAUGCCAUCAUUAGAAGAGAAAAUGCAUGUUUCUUCGAUAAUGCUUGAGUCAUUACAAGCGUUAAAUAGUAGAUUAGAGCUUGCAUAUGAGGUAGCUUUACGGAAUCAAGAAAUCCCAACAAGGUUACGUUUAGGGAACGAUAAUCAUCCAGCCAUGCAUCUACAUCAUGAGUUAAUGGACAAAAUUGAGAACAAGAGCGCUACAAAAUCAUCACAAGCUUUAAAGAGUGAAUCGAGAAGAGAAGCUAUGGCAGCACAAAAAAAACAAACCCAGAAACCGGUCCCACAGUCACAAAAUCAGCAAUCAGCUAUUGCUGAAGAUGAUAAACCUCCUAUGAAAAUCAAAAGAGUUGCCAACGGAUCUGUGAAUGAGCCAAAAAGGAGAAAGAGAAGGGUUAAUACUGAAGUUAUCGCUAAGAAACAAGAAGCAAAACCAAUAUCAGCUCCUAUAGAGCCAGUAGUUAAAUCUAUAUAUGUUGAUAGACCAAAAACAAAUGACUAUGGUGAACCUUUAUAUUGUUACUGUAAUCAAGUAGCGUACGGUGAAAUGGUUGGGUGCGACGGUGAUAGUUGUGAAUUAGAAUGGUUCCAUUUACCAUGCAUCGGUUUAGAGACACUUCCUAAGGGUAAAUGGUAUUGUAAAGAUUGUCAAAACAAAAUGAAAUUGAAACAGUAG
Molecule: messenger RNA, 933 nt
Organism: Maudiozyma barnettii
Lineage: Eukaryota; Fungi; Ascomycota; Saccharomycetes; Saccharomycetales; Saccharomycetaceae
Gene: PHO23
Product: Pho23p
Exons: 1
Coding region: 1-933 (310 amino acids)
Biological process (GO): regulation of DNA-templated transcription
Cellular component (GO): Rpd3L-Expanded complex; nucleus; Rpd3L complex
Source: RefSeq, a predicted model, not a curated record